Messenger RNA from Telopea speciosissima, 1062 nucleotides. RefSeq names its product NADH-ubiquinone oxidoreductase chain 1-like. Gene Ontology annotation, molecular function: NADH dehydrogenase activity. The record is from RefSeq and is a predicted model, not a curated record. Bases 1 to 1062 code for a protein of 353 amino acids. Lineage: Eukaryota; Viridiplantae; Streptophyta; Magnoliopsida; Proteales; Proteaceae. The transcript has a single exon. Gene Ontology annotation, cellular component: membrane. Gene Ontology annotation, biological process: aerobic respiration.
AUGAAAUUAUUAUUUAGUUUGUUAGAGGUUCUUAUAGUAAUACUUCCUAUAUUACUAGCCGUAGCGUAUGUAACUGUAGCCGAGCGUAAAGCUAUGGGUAGUAUGCAAAGACGAUUAGGUCCAAAUAAAGUAGGAUAUCUAGGAACAUUACAAGCGUUUGCUGAUGCUUUAAAAUUAAUUGUGAAGGAAACAAUUAUACCAGCGCAUGCUAAUUCAGUAUUGUUCUUUUUAGGUCCAAUAAUCACACUAAUAUUUGCUUUACUAGGUUGGGGAGUAAUUCCAUUUGGUCCUGGAUUAGCUAUUUCUGACUAUAAUCUUGGAUUAUUAUAUUCAAUAGCCAUAUCAUCUUUAGGUGUUUAUGGACUUUUAAUAGCAGGAUGGGCUGCAAAUUCAAAAUAUGCAUUUGUAGGUUCUUUAAGAAGUGCAGCACAAUUAGUAAGUUAUGAGUUAGUAUUAAGUUCAGCUAUGUUAAUUGUAUUAUUUAUAACAGGUUCACUAAAUAUAACUACAAUAAUAGAGUAUCAGCAAGCAGUUUGGUUUAUCGUACCAUUAUUCCCUGUAUUUAUUAUAUUUUUUAUAGGGGCUUUAGCUGAAACAAAUAGAGCACCAUUUGAUUUACCUGAGGCUGAAUCAGAACUAGUUGCAGGAUUUAUGACAGAACAUUCGGCUGUUAUUUUUGUUUUUUUCUUUUUAGCAGAAUAUUCUAAUAUUAUUUUAAUCUCAACUUUAACUGCCAUUCUCUUUUUAGGUGGGUAUUUAUUACCAUCAAUACCACAGCAAAUAUACUUAUUAUCAUCUACUACACAAGUUUCUUUAACUAAUAUCAUUGGAAUUACUUCUAUGCCUUUAGUUAAUGGAGCUAUAAAUGGUUUAGUAUUAGGUUUAAAAGCCACUGCUGUAGUCUUUUUAUUUAUCUGGGUUAGAGCUAGUUUUCCUAGAAUUAGAUACGAUCAAUUACUACAAGUUUGCUGGAUGGUAUUACUUCCUCUUGUUUUUGCUAUUAUUAUACUAGUUCCUUGUAUAAUCUAUUCUUUUGACUUAUUACCAUUUAAUACUCUUUAA